CCCAAGAAGUUCCAUUACACUUCAUCAGUUCCUACGGAUCAAACAUCGAAUACAUCAUCAUCAUCGUCUUAUUUUAAUACCUAUAAUCAUGAUCAAAUAGAUAGCUCAUCGCCCUCUCACUUUAACAUCUACGAACAGAAUAUUACACCUGAUUUUUUGUCACCUUGUUUUAAUACAUACGAACUCGCCUUACCUUAUUAUAGCUAUAAACAUAAUAUUGUAAAUAUUUUGUCAUUUUAUCUAAAUGCCUAUAACUCUAGUGAUUCGUUGACUGAAUCAGAUGUUAAGGCUCAACCAGAAGGUGCAGAUAAUGGGAUUUAUGAUGAGAAGAAAAAUAAUAAGCACGAAGAUAGUGAAAAUGAGAAGGAAGGAAAAAAUAAUUUAUUAGUACUAUGUAAAAGAAUGAAGUUUA
This is a messenger RNA of Racocetra persica, 412 nucleotides long. NCBI's taxonomy places the organism in Eukaryota, Fungi, Glomeromycota, Glomeromycetes, Diversisporales, Gigasporaceae. The record is from the annotation of a GenBank genome assembly.